Messenger RNA from Bacillus rossius redtenbacheri, 5339 nucleotides. RefSeq names its product mRNA-capping enzyme (gene mRNA-cap). Bases 163 to 1932 code for a protein of 589 amino acids. Gene Ontology annotation, biological process: 7-methylguanosine mRNA capping; protein dephosphorylation. The record is from RefSeq and is a predicted model, not a curated record. Gene Ontology annotation, molecular function: protein tyrosine/serine/threonine phosphatase activity; mRNA guanylyltransferase activity; mRNA 5'-triphosphate monophosphatase activity. The transcript has 15 exons. NCBI's taxonomy places the organism in Eukaryota, Metazoa, Arthropoda, Insecta, Phasmatodea, Bacillidae.
AACAAAUAAAUAUUUGGAAUUGUCGGAACACAACCUGUUUACUAUUGUGACGAGUAAAAAAAAAUUAUAUCAAAUUUUUUUAGAUUUUGUUAAAAUAUUGCUAAAGUGCUUGAAUUCUGUGUUAACUUUCUCGUUAAUGUUUGGGGAGUGUAACGUAGCGCGAUGAGCUUCCAAGACGGCCGGGGGUCCGGACCGCCGCCCCACCGCUGGAUGCACUGCCCGCGGAAGGCGGCGAGCCUCGUCGCGGAGAAGUUCCUGGCGUUCAAGACCCCGCUGGGGGCGCAGUUCGACGACCAGGUCCCCGAGGAGUGCCGCUUCUACCCCGGCAUGGUGUUCACCUCCAUGCGCAGCUACAAGGUCUCCAUCGGGCUGUGGAUCGACCUGACCAACACGUCUCGCUUCUACGACAAGCAGGAGGUGGAGACGCAGGGCUGCAAGUACCUGAAGCUGCAGUGCCGCGGCCACGCGGAGACCCCCUCCGAGGACCAGGCGCGGGCCUUCGUGCAGAUAUGCCACCAGUUCCUGUCGCACCACCCCCUGGAGAUCAUAGGCGUCCACUGCACACACGGCUUCAACCGCACGGGCUUCCUCAUCGCGUGCUACCUGGUGGAGAAGAUGGACUUCAGUGUGGAGGCCGCGAUCACCCAGUUCGCCAAAGUGAGGCCGCCGGGGAUAUACAAGGCGGACUACAUCCAGGAGCUGUUCCGAAGGUACGACGACGUGGACGACGCGCUUCCCGCCCCCAACCUCCCGUCCUGGCACACGGAAUCCGACGACUCCAACGGCCACGGAGACAACGGCGCGGCUGCGGAGAAUGACCGGGGUCCCUCGCACAAGCGGCGGAAAAGGGAGUUCCAGAAGAAGGACCCCACGUUCAUGGACGGAGUGUCCGGGGUGACCCCUGUGAUGACGCAGCCGAAGCUCGGACACAUCCAGAAGACGGUGCAGCACUUCUGCGGCUGGACCAGUUCCGGGUUCCCCGGCUGCCAGCCGGUGUCCAUGGACACCACGAACAUCAGUCUCCUCCAGGAGAAGCCAUACAGGGUGUCGUGGAAAGCAGACGGCACCAGGUACAUGAUGCUGAUUCUGGGAGACCGCGAAAUAUAUUUCAUCGACAGGGACAACUCCGUCUUCGAAGUGACGGGGCUGAGGUUCCCGCACCGCAAGGACUUCAACAGGCAUCUCACCAACACUCUGCUAGACGGGGAGAUGGUUAUUGACAAAGUUGGUGGCCAGAACAUCCCAAGGUACCUGGCGUACGACAUAAUCAAGUUCGAGAAUCAAGAUGUUGGGAAAUUACCGUUCUACCCUGUGAGGUUAUCCUGCAUAGACAAGGAGAUCGUGGCGCCGAGGCACGCGGCCAUGAAGGAGGGCCGGAUCGACCGCGUCAAGGAGCCGUUCAGCGUGCGCAUCAAGCAGUUCUGGGACGUGACCCAGGCCCACCGGCUGCUGGACGACAAGUUCUGCCAGAUGCUGUCGCACGAGCCGGACGGCCUCAUCUUCCAGCCGUCCAAGGACCCCUACACGGCCGGCCGGUGCGUUAGCGUGCUCAAGUGGAAGCCCCUGUGCCUCAACUCGGUCGACUUCAAGGUGAAGAUCGUCAUCGAGGAAGGACAGGGGAUCGUGCCCCGGAAGGUGGGACAGCUGUUCGUGGGCGGGAUGGACCGGCCGUUCGCGACCAUGCGCUCCAUCAAGGCCGUCAAGGAGCUGAACAACAAGAUCGUGGAGUGCAAGUUCGAGAACAACCAGUGGGUGUUCAUGCGGGAGCGGACGGACAAGUCGUUCCCCAACAGCUUCGACACGGCGGCGGGCGUGUGCAACAGCAUCCGUGACCCGAUCACGAAAGAGAAACUGUUCGACUUCAUCGAGCACCACAGGUGGCACGACGAUGACCACAGCAUGAUGCCUCCUCCCAGCAAAGUGCGCAGAUGAGACCUCUACAACAAGAAGGCAAAAGAAGUUAAGACUGUGCUUUUAUCAAGCACACACAUCUGGCCGAAAGUUUGAUGCUCAAAGAAGAGAUGAGAGUGAUUACAAAUCGAACAUGACUGUAUAUUUAUAUUUACCAUGUAGCCAGUAAGUUUUUAUGUUACAGACUGUGAGGCUUUAUAGUUUUAACUGGGCUCUUUUUUUUUUAUUUGCAGUGGAUUUAAUUGUUAAUAGACCUAAUGUCCUAAUUGUUUAUAUUUAAUUGCAGCUGUCUUAUCAGGAAAGUCAGAUAUAGAAUAUUUAAUCACAAAAUUUUUGAUGCUUUUAUAAGAAGUUCCAUUGAAAAAAGUGUAUGUAAUUUAAAUGUGUUGCCAAAAAUCAAAUGGAUGGAUAUAUGUAAUUCAAAUAUGGGCACAAUAUUAAAUUAGUAUGCCUUGUGAUAAAAUGACACAAGUUUAUUUUAAUGAAUUUAAUUUGCAUACAUGUUAACAAGUAUUUCAAAAUUUUAGUUCUGAUUGGAAAAACUUUUAAAGAAUAAUUAUACAUGUAUUUGUUGUUGUGAAAAUGGUUAUCUUCAGUGAACAUUAGAGAUUUUUAUUCCUUAUAAGCAGUUGCUUUCACUACAAUAUUGUAAAUGUAAAGCAAAGAUCUAGAUGAGAAAUAUUUGGGAAAAAAAAAAAAAUAUAUUACUUGAAUAGUAUUAUUAUUGUUUGUGAUGCAGUGGAAUUUCAUUAUUACAAACGUUUGGCAUAACGCCCGUGAUUAACAUUCCCCCCCCCCCCCCCCCCCCCCCCCCCCCACACACACACAAAUGUGAAACUGUACAUCAAAAUAUGUCGUUAUUACAGAUAUCUCUGUCAAGAAAUAAAAGAGUUUGUAAAAGUAUAAAACAUACGUUCUUCAUAAAAACAAACAAGAUACUCAAGAAAAAGCAUAUUCGACCACCUGCUAUCAUUAAAACAGGAAUAAACUAGAUCUCUCAACAAGCUCCAGAGCAAAUUGAUUAUUAGACAUGGGUUAUAACUACACUCUUUUAUCACAUAAUGGUCAAACCCCUACUUUACAAACUUGACUUUAGAAUAAAAUGUGCAACAAUUAUGCGAGAAAACACGGUAUACAAAAUUACAGAAAGUUAAAGCAUAGUGAAAAAACACUUUCUUCCCAAAUCUGUGGUUCAGAAGGCAAUGGAAAACUGAUAGGGAAAGAAGUACACAUCAAGACUAAUGGAAAUGAUAUAUGCGAAAAAUUUCCUAAAGAUAUAGUUUGUUCACAAUUAAUUUUGCAGCAAACCUAUCUGUAGCAUUUGUUAUAGAUACUGCAGUGAGAAAGUCGUAGGUAUCCUAUUCAUAUUGGGAAUCCAAAUUUCAAUUAUCACAAAAUUUUUAGGUGUGAAUAACAGAUGUGAACAGUGAGAGCACGCUACUGGCUCACAACGAGAAACUUAGCCAAGUGCACUUUCAAAUGAUUUCUCACAUUUUGCCCAUAAAAUAAAGUCUAAAUUAAUCUGUUGAAAUAUAUCAUUGAAACUGGGACAUUCAGUGUUUUUAAAGGAUACUUUUCAGAGCCCUACAUUAUGUUCUUAGUUAAGUAACAAUUCAGUAUAGUAGUACUUUCACAAUUACAAAUGUGUGUAUUUCAGUUGUAAUGAGACUUCACUGUGCACAAGUUGAAACAAAAAUCUGAACUUGAUCGUAAUAAAUACUUUCAGUUUAUAAUUCUGAUUAGUUUAUUACAUGUAUGACCUGUGGUAUUGGAGUCAGUUUAACAUUGAUACAAUUAAUUAACAUAAAGAGAAAUACUUAUUGAAACGAUGAUUAGAGACUAAAAUAACCUUACCAUUAUUUUUUAUGCUGUUAAUUUUUCUUGUAUCACAUAAGGUAUUUAUACAAUUCAAUUUUGAGUUAUUUUUUUUACGAGGCAGUAAGAGACCCCUAGUAUGAACAUGCGUUUUUGGGAUUCUAAAUUGUGUGAACUUCUUUAAUACAUUGUUUAUAAUGAUGGUUGAGGCACAUAAUUUAGAUAAUAAUGAAAAUGAAUGAUUAAUUGAAAGCAUUAAAAAUAUGUUAUGUUGCAAGAGAGAAAAUUGCUGAAAACUCAUAGUUGGUUUUCACCAAUUUUUCCUCUUGCUAUGUAAUAUUUUUGAAUAGUUUCACUUUUAAUAAUUCAUUUACAUUAUAUGCAAAUUAUAAACAAAGUAUUAAAGAAGUUAUAUGCUAUUUAGCUUCCCAAAAUGCUUGUUCAGACCAGGGGUAAAUAAAAAAACCCCUUAAGUAAAUGAAGUUUUUGGACAGUGAACAACUUAUUUGAGUUUCAUUUAAAACUUUGCCAGAAUAUUCUUGUUGGCAUGUUAAAAUUUGCCAAAAACGAAUUUUAUGAAAUAAAAAAAAAUCAUUACAACCAUAAAUAAAAUAUAUUGAUUAUCAAUAUAACAAAUCUAAUUAAAAAAAAAACACUAUGUUUAAUAAACGGAUGUUUUUAAAUUUAAUGAAGAAACUAGUAAUUUAUUUUAGUUGUGAGAUGACUACCAACAGCAAUGAGCUGGGGUGGUAGCCACCAUACAUAAAAAUGACAAUUAACAAAUACAAAACAAAAAGAAUUUGCACAUUGACACACUAUCUGAAGUUAUAUCUAGUGUAAAUAAUUUAAGCAUAAAGUAAAAGAUAAUAUUAUGCAUUACAACACUGUGGAAUAUACUACAUGUAACUAAGGUAAGUACAGAACAUAUAAUAUUAUGUAGAUAAUUACAGUUAGUAGGUAUACAUAGAUUGAUAUAAAAGAUAUCUAGUAUUAAAUAAUUUAGGGAAAAAACACUUGAACAUAAAGAUGAUUAGGUAAAUAAUUUUUUGAACCAAGUUUUUUCUCUCUGGUAGGUUUUAAAUUAUUAACAAGUCUAAAUAUAAUAUCAUUUGUAUUUAAGUGAACAUAAAAAAAGGUGGGUUACAGGUAUUAAAUGAAGGAAUUUUAAUGCCAGUAACAUCAAAUAUAUGAGGACAUAUAUAAGAUUACCAUUAUAACAAUUGAAAACAAAUAUGGCAUCUAAGAUUGUUCUUCUAGUUGACAAUGAACCAAGGAGAGAAUUUAAAUCUAUGUUAUUGAUGGUAUUUAAUUUUUUGUUAAUAUAGUCAGAUACUGUAGAUUGAAUCCUAUAAUUACUACUAAAUGGAGAUGGAAUAAAUAUUUAAAUUAUUACUUCAUAAGUUGAAUUAUUUAAAAUGAUGGUGAUAAAAGUAAAGUAUAUUAGAAUAAUAUACGUUUAAACGGAAAAACCAAUUAGAUAACAACUCACCAAAACUUCCUAUUGAUUGAGUAACAAUUAACCAAAUUAUCAUCAACUACCACAUUAACUAACAUCCUACUCAACUAAAAAAAUAAUAAGAACAAUUAAGCUCACUUAAAUCCGGUCUACUUGA